GACAGAAACAUACGAGCGUAUUACAUGCGAAACUUCCGUAGUAAGUGUGUGUCCUUGCUAAAGCAGAAAUGGGCUACUGGGACGUUCCAGAGGGCACAGGCUGCGUUGAAAAAACAUGGAUAACCACCAAACUGGGCACAGCUCUGGGCCUGGUGGGUUCAGCCUAUCACAUAGUGGCAUUCCAGCCUGAUUCUGCGUUGGCAGCAGUGCAGAGGGCGACCAGCACGACUGUCACCUUGGCCACCAUGGGGGCUGUUUUUGGUAUGGCGACCUGUCUCACUGCUCAGGCCCGUGAAGCUCCAGAUGACCCACUUAAUUACUUCAUUGGGGGCUGCACCUCUGGAAUCUUCCUGGGAGCCAGAACCCACAGUGCUAUAACGGGUACGUCAGCUUGUCUUGGUCUGGGAACACUGGCCUUCUUCACAAAAGUCAGCAAGGUGGAGGGAUGGAGGCUUGUUGGACCACCCAAACUGUGAGGAUCAAGAUCACUGUAAAAUAACGUAUAUGCUGUAAAAAGAGUUCAUGAAAUAAAGUUAUUAUGAAAACGAUAAAA
This is a messenger RNA of Platichthys flesus (European flounder), 553 nucleotides long. It is a transcript of the gene ndufa11, whose product is annotated as NADH:ubiquinone oxidoreductase subunit A11. The transcript has 4 exons. Gene Ontology annotation, biological process: mitochondrial respiratory chain complex I assembly. The record is from RefSeq and is a predicted model, not a curated record. NCBI's taxonomy places the organism in Eukaryota, Metazoa, Chordata, Actinopteri, Pleuronectiformes, Pleuronectidae. The coding region runs from base 69 to 476 and encodes 135 amino acids.